CGCCUACAUAAUCAAAUCAUGUCUGAUAUAAUUUGAAAAGAUUGACAUUAAAAUUAAGUCAAAGAAAUUUUACUUUUGUCGAUAUGAUCCAGAACAAUGUACGAUUAUGAAUAGACAUUGAAAUAGUGACUAAUAUGAUUAGAUUUAUUAAAUUAAUGUUAGUUUUAUUACAUGGGUUAUUUACAUCAUCUUCAUAUAAUUUAAAAGGUAUAGCUUUGGAAAAAGCGAGAGAUGAAAACAUUCGAUAUCCUCUUAUACUAAUACAUGGAAUUGGUGGAACACAAGCAUUAUGUAAACCAACUGACAAACAAUCACAUACGAAACCAUUUACACUUUGGGUUAAGUUACUUUAUUUUUUGAUCCCGGAAAAACUAUUCACUUAUAUGGGAUUAAUUUAUGAUCCGAAGACAAAACAAACGAGAGACAGAGAGUUGUGUAAUGUUGAAUUCCCUGGUUGGGGUGAUACUUGGGCUAGUGAAUAUUUAUCUGAAGAAAAAUAUCCAUUAACAAGUUAUAUGAAGUCACUUGUUCAAAGUUUAACAGAGGACAAAUUUUUUGUGCGAAAUAAAACAAUACGUUCUGCACCGUAUGAUUUUCGCAAAGCGCCAAAUGAAAACGCAAAAUAUUUCGUCAAAUUAAAGGAAUUGGUUGAAGAGACCUAUGAAAAUAGUGAAAAAUGUCCAGUUUACUUAUUGGGCCACAGUUUAGGAUCAUUGUACUCAAUGUAUUUUUUAAAACUGCAAGAUAAAAGAUGGAAACAUAAAUAUAUCAAGGGAUUUAUAUCUGUGUCAAGUCCUUUUGGUGGAUCUGUUGAAAGUUUGUAUGCGGAAACCUGUGGUCAUAACUUCGGAAUUCCAUUUCGUUCUCCACUAGCAUUUCGUGACAUUGAAAGAUCAUUUCCCGCAAUGACAUUUCUUCUACCAGAUCCACGUGUGUGGUCAGCAAGUGAGAAGUUCGUUAUAACUCCGAAAAGAAAUUAUUCAGCACAUGAUAUGAAAGCAUUUUUUAAUGAUAUUUCUUUCCCUCAAGGUUAUUUGAUGAUGAAAGAAACCAAAAGUCUAUUUAAUCCAUCUGAAAGGCCUACUGAUAUUGAAGUUUACUGUGUUUAUAGUUUUAAUAUUCCAACAAUAUUACAGAUGAUUUUCAAUAUUCCAGGACCACAUCGUUCUGCCUUUCCCAAUCAGAUACCAAAAUUAAAAUAUGGUGAUGGUGUUGUACCGUUAAAAAGUUUAUCUGUUUGUAAUAAAUGGAAUUAUGUUAAUGUAGUUGUGUUGGAACAAAGUUCACAUGAAGAUAUUGUACAAGAUGAUCGUUUUAUUAAAUAUUUGAAGAAAUUACUUAUUAAUGAUUGACUAAAUAUAUUAAAGUUUGUUUGACAUUAUAUAACAUUUUUCAAUGUGAAUUUUAAUUACUUAACAAUUCAUUUAAAACUCCCUAAUUUAUUUUUUUCAAUUUCGUCUGGCUAAUUUAAACCCCUAUAAUAAAGUAUAAAAAUUUACUAUUGUACAGAAAUUUUGAAAUUCACUUAUAUUGUUGUGGUGUUUGGAUGAACUAAUGAUUCCUUUGUACUUGUUGAAUGCUUGAUUUCAAAUUCUAAAUACAGUACAUUCGUUCGUGCUUAUCUGGUACUUCUUGCGUUAUUUCUGGGAUUCUUAGUUCAUACUAUAAUUCA
Schistosoma bovis is the source of this 1672-nucleotide messenger RNA. Lineage: Eukaryota; Metazoa; Platyhelminthes; Trematoda; Strigeidida; Schistosomatidae. The record is from the annotation of a GenBank genome assembly.